AUGUAUGAAAGCAGUUCUGUAGCGAAGCUGAUAAAAGAAAGAGGGUCGCCUCUAUAUGAGGUUACAGUCCGAAUCUACACCAGACAAAUUCUUGAAGGCUUGAAAUAUUUGCACAAUAACAAACCGAUCAUCAUUCACAGAGACGUAAAAGGUGAGAACGUGCUGCUGGAGUCACCAGACAAGGUCCAGCUGACCAACUUCGGACUGUCCAAGAUCCUCCACACACUGACCAAUGCCAGGUCAAAGGUCGGCACGUCCUACUGGAUGGCGCCUGAGAUUAUCACAGGAACAGGAAGUGAGAACUAUGACGUCAGAGCGGAUAUCUGGUACAUACGUUUUACAGACUGA
This is a messenger RNA of Physella acuta, 348 nucleotides long. RefSeq names its product mitogen-activated protein kinase kinase kinase 3-like. Gene Ontology annotation, biological process: protein phosphorylation. Lineage: Eukaryota; Metazoa; Mollusca; Gastropoda; Physidae. The record is from RefSeq and is a predicted model, not a curated record. Gene Ontology annotation, molecular function: protein kinase activity; ATP binding.